Molecule: messenger RNA, 1365 nt
Organism: Synchytrium microbalum
Lineage: Eukaryota; Fungi; Chytridiomycota; Chytridiomycetes; Synchytriales; Synchytriaceae
Exons: 7
Coding region: 1-1365 (454 amino acids)
Biological process (GO): proteolysis
Molecular function (GO): serine-type endopeptidase activity
Source: RefSeq, a predicted model, not a curated record
AUGAAACUGGACAAAAACACUAUAAUCGUCGUCGUAUGGAGCAUAUUUGCUAUUGGUGCAGCUACAGACCUGGAAUUUGGAAGCAUAAUCCCAAAUCAAUUUAUCGUUGUUUUCAACACAGACAUUCAAGAUGCAGAUGUCACCACGCACUUUACCGAACUCAACCAUACAAUCACAUCCAUAACUCGCACUUCAGAUACACAUCCACUCUCGGACCCAGCCGUAAACAUUGAAAUUAACCACCUAGAUUUCGACGGCAAACUCAAAGGCUACACUGCAUUCAUCACAUCAGAUGUCUUCAUAUCUGACGAACAGCUCGUAUCGAUAAAGCAAGCUAUCUGUGACUCUCCUCAAGUAUCGUUUGUCGAGCACGAUCGUGUAUGUGUUGUGAGUGAUCGUACUGUUGGUGGAAGAGGUGGUGGUAUCAGUGCUGCGUUGUUGCACUGGUAUGGUCCUUUUCAUCGAUUGAGUCUUGGGGGGAAGGAGGCGGAGGAUUUUGUAGUUCAGGAGGGUGCUGCUUGGAAUCUUGUGCGUCUAUCUCAUCGAACACUCAAGGCAUCGUCGGCUAGCACUUCAUAUAUAUUUCCUGAUAGUGCUGGCCUCGGAACGACAGUGUUUGUCGUCGAUACCGGCAUCGACGUCACCCACCCACAAAUUGCUGGUCGAGCUACCUGGGGUACUAGUCUUGUCCGUGCACCCAAUACGACUGAAUUUGUAAACUUUGACGACAACUCACAUGGCACUCACGUUGCUGGCACCAUCGCAUCAACUACAUACGGAGUAGCAAAAGAAGCUUCCCUCGUAGCCGUCAAAGUAAUGGAUGCUCGAGGUUCAGGUAACACUUCUACGAUUUUGGCAGGCUUGCAAUGGGUUCUUAACAAUGCCAAGGAGCCAAGCAAGUCUAUUAUCAAUACGUCUCUGCGGAUGUCCUCUUCACGAGCCAUCGACAUUACAGCAGGCAUCAUGCUCAACAAGGGCAUCGCAUGGGCAGCUGCAGCUGGUAACCAAGGAGCCGACGCAUGCUCCAAUUCUCCUAAUCGGGUAGAUGGAGUCAUGACUGUCGGUGCAAUCACAUGGCAGGAUAUGGUGCCUCGAUACUCCAACCAAGGUCCAUGUGUCAAUAUAUUUGCACCAGGAAGCAACAUCACUUCCAUUCUUCCACGUAAUGGAUUUGGAGUAAAGAGCGGCACAUCGAUGGCCGCACCAAUGGUAUCAGGCCUCUUUGCACUUGCUCGAUCAGUACAUCCUGAACUGUCAUCGGUAAAGGAACUCAACGAGUAUGUACUCAAGUAUGCCACAUAUGGAGUCUUGGAUGGUUUGAAUACCUCUACACCUAAUCGUCUUGGCUACUCUCGAUUCCAUUAG